AUGGCUUCUGCUCGCAGAUCCGGCCGUCUCAAGGGCCCAAGGGCGGUCUAUACGGAUGACCUGUUUGAGUCCGCGGGCAUCGCUGAUGAGUCUGACUCUGAAGAGCGGCAACCAUCUGGGACUGAAAAGAGGAGGCGGCGGCGCGACGAGGAUUCUGCCUCGGAUGACGAAUUUGUCGCCGGUGAAGUGAACGAUGAGGAAGAAGAGGAAGAGGAAGACGAGGAUGCAGGAGAAGAGAGAUAUGUCGAUGUAAUGGAUGAUAAUGAGCCUGCAGCCACUCCCAGGACCCCAAGAACUCCGGGUGGGAGAUCUCGACCGAAGACAGUGCAAAGCCAGCAGAAACUCCUGGAGAGUAGUGGAGCUGCCAAUCGAAGCACCAAGGCUUCUACGACUGAGACACGUACCCGUGGGUGUAUCGAUCCCAGAGAGAACGUGUCGAAGCCUAUGUAUUACAUGUCGACUUUUGGUGACGAUGAAAGAGACUUGCUUGCUGUUGUUUACACGCGUGAUCGAUGGGGUCGAGGCGUGGAUACCUGUCUUCCCACUCGCCAUACUCUCGACAUCCAAUCAACAGCCAAUGAUUAUGAGUACGGCCCAACAUGUGGCGUCGCUCCAGAUGAUAUGGUGAAAGAGCGAACAUCCGGCUGGGACUGGUACUACGACAAAGUCAUUGGGAAAGAAUUUCGGAAGCCCCAGAAGAUUGGGCCCAAGCUAAAGGAAGCAGAUGCGCGUCGGAAAUAUCUACCAAAGCCGAAGAAGGGAAAGCACACCAUUCUAAUAGGUGCUGCCAACGAUCAAAAAACCUUUCACUUGGGCCAUCACGAGUCCAUGAACUUGGCACAUGCCUGGGGAGAGACAAAAGCCCAGAAGAGCGACCAAGCCAGUGCAAUUGUUCGCGAAGGCUGGAUUAUCAGCUUCGAGCAGAAGAUUCAAUGCUUGGCAUGGGCUCCAAACCAAGAUGGCUUUGAUCAGUACCUAGCCGUGGUUACUCUAGUCACGCCGGAACAGAAGGAGAAACACCCUUCUCAUGGGAUUGAGCCCCCCUCGCCGUUCCGAACAGCACCUUCUUACCCUUGUGCUAUACAGCUAUGGCAAUUUACGGGGAAACAGGCGGGUCCUGUUACGCGCACGCUCGACAUGGAGACUAAGCCACUACUUCGGUUGGUUCUGUGCACUGAUUGGGGAGAUCUACGCCGCAUAGCCUGGUGUCCCAUGGCCCGUGAAAAACGAGCAGAGGACGAUCAGAAUGGUAUGAAGAGCAUUGGUCUGCUGGCUGGAAUCUGGGGAGACGGAAAGAUGAAGGUCUUGGACGUCAAGUUGGGUCCCGACAAGAAGACAGAAUUUGUCACCAUCCAGUCUCCCAUCUUCGAGGCCAAAUCGCCCUCCAAUGUCUGUUCAUGUCUAACAUGGCUCUCUCCCACCGAUAUUGCCGUGGGAUGUUCGGACGGGUUCGUGGCAAUUUGGAGUAUUUUACCUACAUCUGAUCCCGAGCCUAUCCCCUACUUCUACAAAUCCAUCCAUGCGUCCUAUGUGCUCAGCAUCACAUCAGCAUAUCCGACCAACCCACACCUCAUUGCCACCACAUCCAUUGAUGGUGAAACUAGGCUCUGGUCCAUGAUUGACCCUGAAAGCGAGAAUACGACCCCUGUGCGCCAGCGCCAGGCCCCUGGCCAUCUCAGUUACUCUCCCAUCCUCCAGUCGGUGUGCUCCUACGAUGAGAAUGAGUUUGGUCGAUUGAUGCCAAUCCACAAAUUCUUUGCGACCCAAUCGGCCGGCAGGAUGCCUAGCUCAGUGAUGUGCCUGGCGCCGUGUAGCUUCUUCCACCCAUCUCUCUUAUUCGGCACAGCGGCCGGCGAAGUGGUGGCAACCAAUCCAUUCCGCCGGCUUCUCUACAGCAAGGAACAACAUUGGCAACAGACUUGGUUCUCCCACGACUGGGCUCCGGGCCUCAUCAAAGACAGCUCAGGUGCUAGCCGUUUCUAUGAGGGAUAUCGGGCGGAGACCCAGAGUCUGGCCCGCAAUCUGUCGGGCGACAAGCGUCCUCAACUCGGCUCCUCUCUCACCACCGUCCAUGAUGAAAGAGCCCACGUCACCGCGCUGGGGUGGAACCCAAACCGCGCAUCUGCGGGCUGGGCUUGUGCUGGAACAGGCUGUGGCCUGUUGCGUGUAGAAGAUCUUGCUAUCUAG
This is a messenger RNA of Penicillium subrubescens, 2187 nucleotides long. RefSeq names its product transcription factor TFIIIC subunit TFC6. Gene Ontology annotation, molecular function: protein binding. Gene Ontology annotation, biological process: transcription by RNA polymerase III. The transcript is spliced from 2 exons. Gene Ontology annotation, cellular component: transcription factor TFIIIC complex. The record is from RefSeq and is a predicted model, not a curated record. Bases 1 to 2187 code for a protein of 728 amino acids. NCBI's taxonomy places the organism in Eukaryota, Fungi, Ascomycota, Eurotiomycetes, Eurotiales, Aspergillaceae.